CACAAAUGUCAGUCAACACGGGGCAGCAACACACACUACUACAGAGGCCUCCGUCAGUACACACACACUAUCCUGAAGAGUUCACCAGCCAGCAACAUGCGGAUGACCUUACUAACGAGCUUGACCCUCCUAGCCUUAUUAGUGGUUAGAGGUCAGGCCAGGAUGGUCAAGAUUAUCUACCCGCAUUUCAGAGUGGCUCCACAAAACGAGCCUAACUACCCGCCCAACAGAGUGGCUAUGCAGAAUGACCCUAACUACAGCUACGACCUGAACUACGACUAUGAAUUAACAGGGGGAAGCAGCCAGAGAGCCCCGCGACGCAUGGCUGCCGAAGAGCCACUGAGCCACUUCUCUGACGACCACAACUACGACUACACUUACGGCGACCAUAACUACGACUACGACACUCAAGAUGGCAGGGACAGUGAUGGAGGCAAUAACAUACAUCCACCACCACCACCACGACCCGUCAUGACCACCACGCUAGACGACUACAACGACUCUGUCUAUGCCCUGCCCGCCCCAGAAGAUGGUCACCCCGAGGAGGAGGACAAGGUGGUCGAGGACGAGGUGUUGGAGGACAAGGUGGAGGACGAGGUGGUUGAGGACAAGGUGGAGGACGAGGUGGAGGAGGACGAGGUGGAGGAGGACGAGGUGGUGGAGGACAAGGAGGUGGAGGACAAGGUGGAGGACGACGUGGAGAAUAAAGACGACACGAGGUCAAUCUCCCCUUCCGCCGUCAUUUCCUGGUUUGCGUCUCAGUGGGUGACGGCUAAGGACAAGGUACAUAACAUGGUACAAGAGAUCAGAGAGGUGAAGAACAGCCUGACGCGGUACAUGUAUGACAUAGCGGACCUAGUGAAGCGGGGAGCUGACUAUUGUGUGCAGAAGUUGAGGAUGGCGACACGAGUGCUUGACGGCCAUGCAUCACAAGCGUUGGACAAACUGGAGGGCCAGCUGACGAAUGGCAACGAGAAGGUGGUGGCCAUCUUCAAGCUGAUUGGCGGCCAGGUUGAUGAGUGGACUCGACGUCACCAGCGGCAGGAGGAGGAGGGCGUGGCAGGUCGUGCAAGAGGCGCAGAAGGGGACAUGGACGAAGCAGUGGUAACAUCAAAUCGCGUGUCUCAAUACCGUCGUGGUGGUUGGGAGGGCCCGAGGGUGGAGCAGAGGGAGGGCCCGAGGGUGGAGCAGAGGGAGGGCCCGAGGGUGGAGCCGAGGGAUGAAAACCGCCCUCAACAGGAAGUCAAUAUGAUGCCCAACUUUUUCCUGGAGAAAGAGGUGGUAGAAAAGUUGGGUGAGCUGGUCCAAGACGGUGUUCUGACCCCGGAGGACGUGGAGGCUGUGCUCACGAUCCAGUAACUACUGACGAAGGGAGGGGGGGGGGGGACUUCUUCAGGCAGGUCCUCAAUAGGUUAUGAGUGUGGUGUUGUGAGUGAGGUGAAAAUAACAAACAAAAAGACUUGUAUAAUUAUACUUUGUUGAAGACCAUAAUAACUGACCAAUAAACUAACAUUAUUUUA
Molecule: messenger RNA, 1520 nt
Organism: Homarus americanus (American lobster)
Lineage: Eukaryota; Metazoa; Arthropoda; Malacostraca; Decapoda; Nephropidae
Exons: 8
Coding region: 97-1359 (420 amino acids)
Source: RefSeq, a predicted model, not a curated record